AGAACGUUUUGGUUGCGCUACUAUCCUGCUGUGAAAACAGCGGAAGUUAAUUCGCGACCUCUGGUUAUAUUUAUAUCGUCAUUGUCCCGGCCGCAAGGACGAUUGUAAAGUCAUGGCAGAUCGUACAAGGGUUGCACGUUUACUGAGACAGCUGGCCAGUGCAGAAUGCAGGUGUCCUGCUCACUCACACAUGCAUUCCUUGUUCACAUAUCAUCCAGGCCAUGCCGGUGGGAGGGCAACUGACUAUGCAUUUGAGAUGGCCUGUUCUAAUAUCAGAUAUGGAGAGGGAGUGACUAAAGAGAUUGGCAUGGACCUGAAGAAUUUGGGUGCACGGAAUGUGUGUUUGAUGACGGACAAAAACCUGGCCAAGUUGCCACCAGUAAUGGCAGUGUUGGACUCUCUAACUAAACACGGUGUGAAGUAUGAAUGCUACGACAGUGUGAGGGUGGAACCUACAGAUAGCAGUUUUAAAGUGGCAAUUGAUUUUGUGAAGAAAAAAGAUUUUGAUACAUUUGUAGCUGUGGGAGGUGGCUCUGUGAUAGAUACCUGUAAAGCAGCCAAUCUCUAUGCAUGUAACACGGAGGCUGAGUUUCUAGAUUUCGUAAAUGCACCAAUCGGGAAAGGAAAGCCAAUUACCGGACCACUGAAGCCUCUAAUCGCUGUUCCCACUACAGCAGGUACUGGGAGUGAGACCACAGGUGUGGCCAUAUUUGAUUUUGAAGACCUGAAAGCCAAGACAGGCAUAGCAAGUCGAAUGCUGAGACCUACUUUGGGGUUGGUGGACCCAUUGCACACACUGCACAUGCCCACCAGAGUGGCUGCCAACAGUGGCUUUGAUGUGCUUUGCCACGCACUGGAAUCCUUCACCGCAUUGCCAUAUAACAUGAGAAGUCCGUGCCCUUCCAACCCCAUUAACCGCCCUGCCUACCAAGGCAGCAACCCAAUCAGUGAUGUUUGGGCAAGGCAUGCCCUCCACAUGGUCUCCAAAUACUUAAAAAGUGCCUGGUUGUGUAUGUGUGUCAGAGCUGUGCGUGACCCAGAUGAUGUGGAGGCGCGCUCCGGCAUGCAUUUGGCCAGUGUGUUUGCUGGAAUUGGCUUUGGCAAUGCAGGGGUUCAUUUAUGUCAUGGGAUGUCAUACCCUAUUGCUGGGAAUGUCAAAACUCAUAAAGCCAAAGGUUAUGAUGUGGAUCAUCCCUUAGUGCCUCAUGGUCUCUCUGUGGUUCUCACCUCCCCUGCUGUAUUUACAUUCACUGCCAGCAUGUGCCCUGAGCGCCACCUGGAGGCAGCAGAAAUACUGGGUGUUGACGUGAGGAAUGUGAAGCUAGGUGAUGCUGGGUUUGUCUUGGCAGACACAGUGAAGAACUUCUUAUAUGACCUGGAAGUGGAAGAUGGCUUGUCUGCAAUUGGAUACAGUAAAGACGACAUCCCUGUCCUUGUGAAAGGGACUAUUCCUCAGGAGCGGGUGACAAAACUGGCUCCUAGAUCUCACACAGAAGAGGAUCUUAGUAAUCUGUUUGCAGCAUCCAUGAAACUGUACUGAUCACCUGCAUACUUUUUACUGAUCAUAUAUAUAGACAAAUAAAACAAUGUAAAUUUGCUGAUAAUUGUGUGUUGUGACCAGGAUAAUUGACAAAUUCUCAUCAUUCAAUUGCCAACCCAUUGUUUUGCAGAGUGUAGUGUCUGUGGUAAAGUUUUAGCCUUUAAGUCAUUAUGGCAUUGCAGUCAAAAUGUUCAGAUACAAUAUAAAUAUGAUGAUAUGACCUUACCAUUUGCAGAUUUGCUGCUUUCAAUUAUUAUACCCAUCUGCUGUAAUAAAGAAACCUUUUUAUUCAA
Electrophorus electricus (electric eel) is the source of this 1833-nucleotide messenger RNA. Lineage: Eukaryota; Metazoa; Chordata; Actinopteri; Gymnotiformes; Gymnotidae. The record is from RefSeq and is a predicted model, not a curated record.